Molecule: messenger RNA, 3831 nt
Organism: Symbiodinium pilosum
Lineage: Eukaryota; Dinophyceae; Suessiales; Symbiodiniaceae
Source: the annotation of a GenBank genome assembly
AUGCCAAGCGCUCCGCUCCGGCUUCGCUGCGAGUUCAUGCAAAAUCCAUUGGGCGUGGAUGUCACAUCACCACGCUUUUCAUGGUGGGUGAACGACUCACGGCCUGCUGAAGUUCAGUCGGCCUACGAGAUCCUUGUCGCUUCCAAACUUGCGCUCCUGAAUCAGGACCAGGGUGAUCUCUGGCACAGUGGCCGCGUUGAAACCCAUCAGACUCUGAACGUUGAAUAUCGCGGCAUCCGCCUUGCUGCCGGGCAAAAAGCCUGGUGGAAAGUACGCACCUGCGACAGUGAUGGCGUACCUGGCGACUGGAGUGAUCCAGCCAGCUUCGAAAUGGGCCUUCUGCAAGACGCAGACUGGCAUGGACCCUGGAUUGCCGGCGCGUUGCAGGGCAGUGCUCGACGGGGCGUCCACGCUGUGGGUCUGCGUCGAGAUUUCCUGAUUACUCAGCCGGUAGCCAAAGCGCGACUCUACAUCGCCGUAGCGGGUGACUUCAAACUUUAUGUAAACGGCGUGUCUGUUGUUCCCGCGGGCAGUCACGCAAGCUGGACCGCAUUCGGGGAAAAAGUUUUUUAUCAGAGUUUUGAUGUCACUGAACGGCUUCUGGCCGAACCCAACGCGGUGGCUGUGUUGCUCAGUGAUGGCUAUUUUGCCGGUGCUUUACCCGGUUUGGGUAGAGCCCGAUAUGGCAAUCGACCUUAUCUGCGUCUGCGCCUUGUCACCACGCUGGCGGAUGGGGAGCAGUUCGAAGUCAAUUCUGAUGAGCAGUGGCGCUGGGCACCCAGCCAUCUGCUGGCUGCGGAUAUCAACGCUGGGGAGCAUGCUGAUGCUGCGCAAUUGCUUGAGGGUUGGACGGAGCCGGGUUUUGAUGACGCGGGCUGGCAGCCGGUAGAAAGAAUCAGCUUCAACCCGGAUCUGAGAAGUCUGCCGCAUGCUUCCUUUGGCGUGACACAGGCGCUGCGCCCCAUGACCGAACCGUUGGUCACUAAGGCUGCGGGACGCAGUACGGCAUUGUUUGAUUUUGGGGAUCAGCUGGUUGGUCGGGUGAAUUUGUCUCUAAGGUGUCGUCAAAGUGACAUGCUGGUGCUGCACUACAGUCUUGAUAAGUCGUUUACCAAUGCCAGCGAGGAUAGUCUUAUAACAGUUGCGGAUGCGACUACCAGUCAUGAAGGACUGUUUGCGCUGCAUUCGUUUCGUUAUCUGAAAGUGGAGUUCACGCCCCACUUGACCGAGGUCAGCCAUGCCACAGCGUUGCGCAUUGCUGCGCUGGAGUCGAGUCCUGUGAGUGUGCGCACUGACCAUGCCACUUUGAAUCAGUUGUUUGAAAUCAUUGAUAACAGUUUUAGAAGCGCAGCAUUUACUGUGCCGAUGAAAGGUGUUGCGCUGGCAGAUCGCUUGCCCGACUUUACUGCUGCGGGCACCUGGAUGCCCUAUUUUGCUGGUCAGGACAGAAGUCCCGCUCUGGUGCUGAAGUGGCUUGAGGACGCGCUUGCCAAGCUGAUGCCCGCGCGCGGUGCGCCUGCGAGCAGUAAUCCUUUGGUACCUGCAGUAGUGGGUGCAGACGAAUGUUUACCCUACGACGAAUUUGCUGAGUUCGAAGCGCUGGUGGCGACGGUCUGGCAACAUUACCGCAGCCACGGCGAUGUGCAGGUACUUGAACGUGCGUAUCCACAGUUGCGAGCCAUCGCGCUGAGUUAUAGGCAUGCCAAAACACAUCUACUGCGCGCCCCGAGCAACACCUCUCUGUAUGGUGACGGUGCAACAAACCCGCUGGUGGCCAGUUGCACGAUUUAUGACGCGUUGCGUUGUCUGGCGCGCAUGGCCAGUGUGCUGGCUUUGCUGAGUGAUCAUGAGUUGCUGCACGGUCUGGCGAGCGAGGUGCGCCAGGCGUUUCGCCAACGCUAUCUCACCGGAGAUGGGCAUUUGGCGUGUGACUCAGAAUCAGCUUAUAUCGCAGUAUUGCACUUUGGUUUGCUGGAAGACAAAGAACGGCAGCGCGCCGAGCAACGCCUGGUUGAACUGCUUCAACAGCAGAAUUAUCACAGUUCUGCUGCACCCCUUGUGCUGCCACACCUGCUGCCGGUAUUAACUGCAGCCGAGCGUCUGGAUAUUGCGUAUAUGGUCUUGUUACAGACCAGUUCGCCAAGCUGGUUAGCGGCGGUUCAUGCCGGAGAUCGUCUGGUCGCUCGGCAGCCAGGCUGUCCCGAAAUGGCUAACGUCGGGGUUCUGACCUGGCUGCUGGAGUCGCUGGUUGGGAUUAAAUUACAGGAUGAUUAUGCAAUAGAUAAAAAUGCUUUCCGUGCGGUUCGUGUACGUCCUCGACCGCCUUUAGGGAAACAGUUUCUGGCAGGUGCGCCGGUACAAUUUGUAGAGGCAUCGUUGCGCACCCCGAUGGGGCGUUUUGAUGUCAGCUGGUGGAUAAAAGAAGAUCGUUUUGAACUGGAGUUGCUGGUUCCACCAGGGUGCGAAGCGCAGGUGAUCAUGCCGGACGAAAUAGAACAGAGAGUGCACAGUGGCCAUCACCGUUUCAUGAUGGAUUUCAAGGCGGGUGGUGAUGGCGUACCGACAUUGCUUGAGCUGAUGGACGGCAUACACGAUCUGGGUGGCAAACAUGGUUUUGAUGCCGUUGAUCCCGAUGACCCUGGGCAGGGGUUUUCCCAGCGUUGGCACGGCAGCGUAUUCACAAUGAUCAAUAGCCUUGCUGCUGCCGGUGUUAUGCAUAAUGCCGAUCAUUUCAGGCAUGCCGUUGAACGUAUAGACCCCAUCAGCUAUCUCGAUGACGGUUAUUAUGGACGGUGGCUCGGCGCUGCUGAAAACCUGCUGGUGGAAGGCGGUGUUCUCGAACAACAACAGAUUACCGACCGCGCCGUGACUUUUGGUGCGCAGGGCAACGAGCGGGUGGCUGCGCGGCCAAUGCAUGAUGAUGGUCUGGCGCGGACUGAACAGAAAACCAACAACGCCGUCAGUCCGGCCCGUGAGUCUCGGCCAACGGCAGAGCGAAACUCGGAUGCCCCCGCGCGGUUUUCCAUCGGUGACUGCGUGCUGACAAGCAUGUUCCCGGUACCCGGGCAUACCAGGCUGCCGGCUUAUGCGCGCGGUAGAUUGGGUACGGUAGUGGCACUGCAUGGGUCCUGGGUGUAUCCGGACACCAAUGCCCACGGUCAGGGCGAACAGCCUCAACAUCUGUAUACCAUUUGUUUUGAUGCGCAGGAGUUAUGGGGAGAGGGUGCAGACGAUCUGGAAGUGUGUCUGGAUCUGUUUGAACCUUAUCUGCACUUAGCGCUGGAAAGUCUGUUGAUUGAAAAAGGCCUGCUCGAUGCGGAUCUUAUCGACGAUGUCAUCGUGCGUUACAACGAACGCGUUGGACCUAUGAACGGCGCCCAACUGGUUGCACACGCCUGGUCAGAUGAGGCCUUCAAGAAGCGUUUGCUGACGGAUGCAACUGCUGUUGUGAAUGAAUUCGAGUUCAGCGGCGGUCAGGUGGAUAAGCUUGUUGUGCUUGAAAAUACGUCGCAGAUUCACAAUGUGGUUGUCUGUACAUUGUGUUCCUGUUACCCCUGGGCGGUGCUUGGGCUGCCGCCAAAGUGGUACAAAGACCCGGCUUACCGAUCCCGGGUGGUGCGCGAACCCAGAGCGGUCCUUGCAGAAUUUGGCACAGAUAUCCCGGCUGAGAAAAAGAUUCGCGUCUGGGAUUCCUCGGCAGAAAUUCGCUACAUGGUGUUGCCAGAGAUGCCUGCGAACUGGCAGGGGCGUGAUGUAGAAAGCCUCGCUCAGUCAGUUUCAAGGGACAGCAUGAUUGGUGUGUCGGUGCUGGGAGAGCGCCAGCAUGAGUGA